AUGGGCAACACUAGCAGCGUCAGCGCCGAGAAUUGUGGUCCCUCUUUAACCACCCGUUGUCCAAAUACCACGCCUACUCGGCAUAGCACAAAAUAUCGAAUAAUUGGCAAUGGGAGAGUCGUGUAUCCGUUACCGAAUAGCGCGGAAGAGGAAAAAAUAAAAAAUAUCAACGGGUCCAUUUGCGAACGAUUGGCCGAGAUGUUGCUCUCGACCAGAGAGAUAUCCGGGAAUAAUUUCAGUCAUGAAGUGGUGAUCAGCCCUGUUGGAAGGUGGGGUAAACGAGCAGGUGAAUUUGGACUAGCCUGUUUCCGCGAACUGUCUAGGAAAAUGAAGUCAGACAUUACCGCGCAUCUGGGAAUUACCGAACAAGAGUACGACAAAAUAAUUCGUAAUUCCGAAAUGGAAUUCGAUGUUCAUCGAAGUUAUACUACUUCGCAUCGAUUCAUUGGACAGAAAAUUUUUUAA
This is a messenger RNA of Acaulospora morrowiae, 465 nucleotides long. The record is from the annotation of a GenBank genome assembly. Lineage: Eukaryota; Fungi; Glomeromycota; Glomeromycetes; Diversisporales; Acaulosporaceae.